This is a messenger RNA of Aphanomyces invadans, 1110 nucleotides long. RefSeq lists its product as hypothetical. Lineage: Eukaryota; Oomycota; Saprolegniomycetes; Saprolegniales; Verrucalvaceae. The record is from RefSeq and is a predicted model, not a curated record. The coding region runs from base 23 to 901 and encodes 292 amino acids. The transcript has 6 exons.
CAAGACAUAAACCGUCGCGGCGAUGUCAUCGCGAGCCGACACGCACGCCAUGAGCAUCUUCUUGGCCAGGAAGACGGCGCGCAAUUCCCUGCUUGUCCGUCGAGAUAAGCCUCUAGAAGCUCUCUCCAGCGACGAGUACCUUGAACGGACGGGGGUGAAGCUCUUUGCCGAGGACGCGAUCAAGCAAUUUGUGCUAGACAGGUCCGACAGCGUCAAUCGGUACUUCGAGCGGUACUUUGCCAGCGUUGUGAUGCAGUCGCAUGUUGAGGGGCGAAAGUUUGAGUUCGUCAACGCCAACGUGCGCAACCGCGUCGCAUUCAUCGCAUAUCUGGAGCAAAACUUAGCUGGUGUAGAUGACAAUACAGAGCUCACAGUCGAAGACAUGCAUCAAAUCUUGGCGCUGCGGUGUCCAGGAUUCCCACGUCACAUCAUGAGCCAGGCCACGGCGCACAUCGACGUCACCCGCGGCCCUAAGAUCAACUUUCGACGACUGUUCACGUGUUUCAAAGCGUGCUUUGUGUACAACGAGUUUCUUCGCUUUACCCACGACAUCUACGGCCACGUCUUGCAAGGCGACACGAAGAAAGCUCUCGAUUCCGUCCUCACUGAGAUCCAAACGUCGGAUCGGAGGCGCAGUAGCGUCAUCGCGGCAAAAUUCGGUGAAAAGAUCGUCCUUCAACUCCAAGCUGCCCACGCUUCGUCGUCCGAGCAGUACGUCCUUCCAACCGUGAAAGUCCCAAGUAAAGUGCUUUACCAAUCAGAUUCUUCAUGCCGCCCAUGUCCCUGUUGGAAGUAUGUGUGUACACGUCGGUGUCGUUCAAACAAUUCUGCGGCGCAUUCUUGGAGCACCACGUCGUGGAAGCAAGAAUCCAUGACGUGCAAGUCGCAUACGAGAAGAUAGCAGAAGGCGCGUUUCGAACUGUCAAAGGAGGCGACGCCCACGAUGACAUUGAACAGCGGAAGGCAUCGCUGAAGAAGCGGCGGUCGUCCAAGUCCAAGAAGAAUUUCUCGUGAGGCUGUUACAGUGCGCGAAAUAAUUAUAUGCGCGCAUUGAUAUCUUCAGGAAAUCGCGAUUAAUGCCAGAUAAUACAUACACCAAGACUUCGGAGA